AUGCUUCCAAUCUUCUUUUUGUGGUGCAAAGCACAGAGUGGCAACAAUGCGCGCAAUAUUGGCACGAAUGUCGUCAUUCCCAAUGGGUCCAUUGAUCCAUGGCAUGCAUUGGGCAAAUAUACCUCCAAUCAUGAUUCAGUCGUACCAAUUCUGAUAAAUGGUACGGCUCAUUGUGCGGACAUGUGCCCGCCUUCAGAUAAGGAUAAGCCUGAUUUGAAGCGAGCCCGUGAUCUCAUCGUGGAAAACAUCGAAAAGUGGUUGAGUGAUGAGCAAAAUAGUGCAGAUGGUGCUGUUUGA
Strongylus vulgaris is the source of this 297-nucleotide messenger RNA. The record is from the annotation of a GenBank genome assembly. NCBI's taxonomy places the organism in Eukaryota, Metazoa, Nematoda, Chromadorea, Rhabditida, Strongylidae.